CCCAGUGGCAGUGGCACAGCCCAUGAAGAGGAUGUGAGGCGGUAGCAGGCUGCUGUGGAACGGAACCAGCUGAGUGACAAGCUGCUAGAAUGCUACGUGUUCUUCAGGCAUUGUCGACGCGCGCGUGCGUCAGAGACACACCUGAGGCGGCGCGUUCAGCGCCUGGAGCGUGCAGCAGCCGCUGCUUCCUGUCCCUCCAGCCCACUCCAUACAGGUAGCAGCAACAUCUGGUUUUAAUGAAACAUGGACCAUCCAGACUAUGGAUAUGCUCGAGAACUUUAUAGUCGGUAUGUCCGAAACCAGGACAGUUCAGUUGUAAACAAAAUGCAACAAAGAUACUGGAAGACGAAGCAAACAUUCAUUAAAGUGACUGGAAAGAAAGAAGAUGAGCAUGUUGUUGCAUCAGAUGCUGACCUUGACUCUAAAUUAGAGAUAUUCCAUUCCAUCCAGAGAACAUGUAUGGAACUUCUGAAGAUCAUUGAACAGUACCAGAAACGGAUUUGUUUUUUGUCUCAGGAAGAAAAUGAAUUGGGACGAUUUCUCAGAUCACAGGGUUCACAGGAUAAAACCAGAGCUGGGAAAAUGAUGCAGGCAUCUGGAAAAGCACUAUGUUUCUCUUCGCAACAAAGGUUGGCACUUCGCAGUCCUUUAUGUCGGCUGUACCAGGAGGUUGAAACUUUUAGGUACCGUGCCAUUUCUGACACUUGGUUGACUGUGAACCGUAUGGAACAGUCUCGCACAGAAUAUCGGGGAGCGUUGCUAUGGAUGAAAGAUGUUUCUCAGGAAUUGGAUCCUGAUAUGUACAAGCAUCUUGAAAAGUUUAGGAAGGUCCAGGGCCAAGUUCGUCAUGCAAAGAUUCACUUUGACAAGCUAAAGAAUGAUGUGUGCCAGAAAGUGGACCUUCUAGGAGCAAGCCGAUGCAAUCUUCUUUCUCAUAUUUUAGCAACAUAUCAGACAACAUUACUCCAUUUCUGGGAAAAGACCUCUCAUACGAUGGCUGCUAUUCAUGAAAGUUUCAAAGGCUAUCAGCCAUAUGAAUUUGCAAUGUUGAAGGUUUUGCAAGGACCUGUAAACAAAUUGAUAGAGCAAGCAUCACAGGAAGACAAUGAUGCAAAGGUUGAUGUGGUAAAGGAUGCAUCUGAGAAGAAUAAUGAACUUAUCUCAUUAGAAGAAGAAAAGGAGGACAAAGAAUCUAACAAUUCAGAUACUCCUCUUUCCCUUGUAAUGGAAAAAGAUGCCUUUUCAUCUUUAGAGCCAAUGUCUUCAAGCAAUCAACAUAAAUCAGUGUCUAUAGAUGAUUUGUUAGAUUUGAAAAAGGAAGAAAAAGAAUCUCUGUCUCUGAGUGCUUCAACAGAUCUGUUGACCAAUCCCAUGGAAUCUCGACCAAAUGAGAAGGAUGAAAUGGCAUUACUGAAUGAAAUUCUAAAUGGCACUGCACUUGAGGAAGGUGACUUUAGCAAGGAAUGGCAAGCAGUAUUUGGAGAAGAUCUCAGUUUACCUAGCAAUCCAGCAGCUGGAGAAUCAGACCAAUCACCUUCUCCUUCAGGCUUCCUUCCUUCUCAGUUGUUUGACAAAAGCUUGGGUGAUGCAUCAUUUUCAGUUACCAGUUGGGCAGCAGCUGGUGGUAAUACUCAGCCUACAUCCCAAACAACAGAACAAAUAAAUGGAUUGAACGAAAACAUCAAUAAGAAUCCACUCAAAGCUGCUCAGAAAACCCCAACUGACCUGUCUACAUGGCUUAACCUUUUUGCUGAUUUGGACCCAUUAUCAAACCCAGAUGCUAUUGGACGAACUGACAAACAACAUGAACUCCUUAAUGCAUGACACCCCUAAAUAACCAAUGUCUGUAAUCAUGACUAUAAUAUUGCAAUCUUUAGUAAAUCUAUUGACUGUUGAGUACUAGAGCCUAAUUUUCUAAUAUUUCAGUCAGAGUGGAAACUGCUAAGAAAAUGUUCAGCAUUUUUAUCAGCACAGGAACUGAAAAUCUGUUAAAAACUAAAUCUGUAAGUGUUGAUGUCUUGUUGCCAAAAAAGAGAGUAAAGAGAGUAGUUAAAAGUGUUUUUAUUCAGUCUAAAUAAGCAUGCUUUGUUCAUUUUAUUUCCGACAACAGUAAACCUGCUAAGUUUGUAAAAAAUGCAGAGAUGUAAUGAGGCCAUUUACCAAUUAAGCUCACCAUUUCCUUGAGGUAACUCAGUGAGCUUUAUUGUUCAUUUCUGAAAAAAAUUACAAGGUAGCAGCACUUACAACACCAGUCUCAGAAUCAAUAUCAAUACGCACAGAAUCAACACUGAUAGAAAUUGAAUAUGUUGUCAAAAUUGGUGUGGAACCAGUUCAACAUUGCUUUCCAAACGUUGGCCAAUUUCUGAGUCACAGGAUAAAGAUUGGAUUUUUCAUCUUUGAUUUCUUUCAAUAUCAUUAUAUUUGCCACAGUUUAUUUGAUGAGUGCCACAUACAUGCUCAGGAGCAAUUCCCGAUACAAAAAUUUCUCUGCCUGGCAAAGGUUAUAUCAUAACUUUUUUCAGUGUGGGAUGUGUGGUAGAAACUUAUGAUACUUAUUUUCCAGGCAACUAACAAGGGAAACAUAAAGAAAUGUUAGUUGCAAUGUUCUGUAGCCACUCAGCAAUUGGAUAUUGGCAUCACAGUAUUGAUGUAAUUGGCUUUGCAGGCUUUCCUGAUGGCUUUCUAAAACAAGUGUUGAUCCCUUUCCAUGUAUAAAUCAUGAGCCUCGUGGAUGGAGCUUCUUGAGAAAUUGAUUAUCACUCAGGAGAACAGGUGACAAUUCACUCUUGAUUCUUCACUGCCCUAUGUGAUCACCGACAAAAUCUAAGUAUUUUUAAUUGUUCCUUUACCCAUUCAUCAUAGCACGCUUCCAAAGGCAAGUGGUCAAAUAUUACUUCCUUCAAAUACGUAAAACUGUAUGUGGAGACAUGAAAGACCACCCACCAAAAUUAUAAAAACUAGGCUAGAGAUCAAAUUUCAGGGUAACUUUAGCUUUCCUGGCUUUGUCAGUGUGCUGCCAGGGAUUAAACAUAUGCCAUUGCAAAUUAGAAUUCCAGGGGUCUUGCCAAGGUUUCAUGAAAUGGUAGGAGAGACAAAUAACACUAAAGUAGAGAAUAGUAAGUAAAUAAGUGGAAUUAGAGCAAGUAAGAAAGUAAUGAAGUUUAAAUCAGUGUUACAGUGCAUGUAUGUGGAUGCAUGGAGUAUAGUUAAUAAAACGGGAUUUACAGGCACAGAUUACCUUGUGAGAUUAUGAUGUUUUGGCAAUAACAGACACUUGUCUUAAGGAAGAACAGAUCUGGGUUUUAAGUAUUCCUGGUUACAGUGUGUUUGGAAAGCUGGGAAAUGGAAGGAAGAGGAAGCAGUGAUUCUGGUUAAGAAGAGCAUUGCACAACUGGAGAUAGGGGAUGUUUCAGAUGGUUCAAAGAACAAAUUGAUUUGGUUAGAGCUAAGGAAUAAGAAGAGUGGCAAUUGCUCGGUGUAAUAUAUAGACCACCAGCUAGUGGGAAGGAUAUAGAGGAACAAAUCUGCAAAGAUUAAACAUUAUAUAGUAGUUUCCAAUGUGGGACUUGAAUUACUUGUAUAUUGACUAGAAUGAUGAUAAUAUCAGGGUCGAUGAAGGACAAGCAUUCCUAGAUUGUGUUCAAGAGAAUUUUGUCCAGCAGUAUAUGUCCAGUCCAACAGGAAAAGAGACACUGCUGGACCUGGUUCUUAGGAAUGACUUGGCCAAGUAGAUCAAGUCACUGUGAAUGAACAUUUAGUAGGACAGUGAACAUUGAAUCAUAAGGUUUAGAACGGUAGUAGAAAACUACAUUAGUCAGGCCAGAGAGAGAAUGAUCCACUAGUGGAGAGUCAACAUCCAUUUGAGUAAGAGCAAGCUGGGUCAGCUAGACUUAAAGCAAAGGUUAGGAAAUGCAGGAGCUGAACAAUGGACUACUUACAAAGAACACAUUAUUCAGGCAGAGUUAAGGUAUAUUCCCUCAAAAGGAAAAAAGUAGGACAAAUAAAUCCAGAGUUCGCUGAAUGAUAUAGAAAUUAAGUUAAAGAAAAAAAGUGUGCUUAUGAUGGGCAUCAGGUAGUAAGUACAGUUGAGAACCAACCUGAAUCCGUAAAGGAGGUGAAAAAGCAAAUAAGAAAUGCAAAAAGGGAUUUUUUUUUUUAAAAAAAAGGGCUGGAAGCUAACAUAAAAAGAAAUCCAAAAGUCAUUUAUAAGUACGUUAAUAGUUAAAAGGGUGGUCAGGGUUAAAAGGGUGAUUGGGGACCAAAAAGGGAAUUUACACAGAAGCAGAACACAUAGCUGAACAGUUAAUGGAGUACUUUGGAUCUGUCUUUAUCUAUGAGGUAGAUGCUGCCUAGGCCGUAGUGACAGAGGAGGAAACACAAUCACUAAAAUGCUUUAAAAUUGAUAGGGAUGAGGUAUAGGAAAGCUGUCAGUAUUUAAAGUUGAUAAUUCAUUAGAACCAAAUGAGAUGUAUCCUUGGAUUGAAGAAAGUGAGAGGGAAAAUUGCAGAAGUGCUGGCCAUAAUCUUUCAAUCGUCUAUGGUUUUGAGGAUGGUGGUGGAGGUUUGGAGAACCUCACAUAAUUACACCCUUGUUCAAAAAGGUUGUGCAGAUUGACCUGUAACUGCUGGGCUAAUCAGUUCAAUUUUGAUGAUGGGGCAACUUAAGUAGUAGGCACAUGGAAAAAUGCAGAUCAAUUCAGAAAACUUGGCAUGGAUUUGUUAAGGGAAAAUCAUGUCUAAUUAACAAGUUUGAGGAUUUUUUUUGAAGUACUAACAUAGAGGGUUGAUGAGGGGAACAUUAUGGAUGGACUUCUGCAAGAUGUUUGAUGCAGUGCCACAACAUUAGGUGGAAAAUAUAGCUCAGGAAUAAAAGGGACAGUGGCAAUAUGGAUAUAAAGCUGGCUAAGGGAUAGGAAAGAGUAAUUAUUAUUAUUUUUUGAGUUGUUGGAUUUGUAGUAGCAUUCCCAAAGGGUUGAUGUUGAGACCCUUUAUUUAUAUGCAUCAAGAUCUUGUUGUGUGGGGAAAAAUUUCAAAAUUUACAGAUGGCAAAACUUGGGAGAAUUGUAAACUGUGAGGUGAACAGUACAGAACUUCAAAAGGACAUUGAUAUGUUGGUGAAGUGGGUGGAUUGGUGACAGAUGGUGUUUAAUGUGGAGAAGUGUGAGGUAAUGUACUUUGGUCUUUGGUACAAAGAACAUGGAGAGCCAACGUAAAAUAAAGGAACUAGUCUAAAGGGUGUGCAGGAACAGUGUGUCCUGGAUGUGUAUGUACAAACAUUCAACGUGGCAAAAUAGAUAGAAAGAGCUGUUAAUAAAGCAUACAGUAUUUUAGGCUUUGUGAAUAGGUGUGUAGUUUACAGGUGCAAGGCUGAACUUAUCCAAGACAUUAGUUCUCAGCUGGUGUACUGUGUGUACAACUCUGGGUGCCACACAACAGGAAGAAUGUGAAUGCAUUGUAGAGGGUGCAGAAGAGGGUUUACAAGAAUAGUUCCUGGAAUGAGACACUUCAAUUAUGAGAAAAGUGUGGAGAAGCUGGGACUGUUUGCAAUGGAGAGGAGAAGGGUGAGGGGGAUUUGUUAGAAGGUUUCAAAAUUGAGGUGUCAGGUCUGUAGAUAUGGAGAGAUUGUUCCCACUUAUAAAAGGAUUGCGAACCAGAGGGCACAGUUUGAAAGAGUUUUGCAGAAGAAGCAAAUGCAAGGUAUGAAAAAAAAACUUUUUCACACAGAAAGUAGUAAGGCCUAGAAUUGCACAGCCUGGAAUUGUGGUGGAGACAGGUUCAAUGGAGGCAUCCCACAGGAAAUUGGAAUUAUUUAAAGAAAAACAAUGUGCAGGGAUAUAGGAAAAUGCAGGAGAUUGGCACUAAGUUAAAAUGCUCAGAGAGCCAGUGCAGUCAAGAUGGACUGAGUGGCCUCCUUCUGUACUGCAAUGAUUCUGUAAGUCUACAACACCUGGAAAUUAUCAUUUCAGUUGAUCCAAUCCACUCCAACACGUUUUUUUUAAGUAUUAGAACCAUGCAUAAAAUGUGUUCUCAGCAGUGUGCUGUACAAGUUAGGCAUAACUUAUUUUCACUUAUAAACUGAUGUCCUUGAAAUGAAUUGUAUCAUGUGAUUCAGCUAUCGUUCAGCAACUAAUUCCAUUUUGGAAUUUGAAAUUGGUCCAAGUAAAUGGUGUUUUUUUUUACUAUAAACUAAUUUUACUACAUCAUUUUAGUGUGAACGAUUAGUAAUAUACAAAUUAAUAUGUUUCUGAUAUUCGUAUUGUGUAGCACAUUUCUUAGCCUCAAAUUUUAUUCUUGCUUAAACUUGCAUCAUAGAUGAAUCUAUGCGAGAAUAACACAGCACAGAUGGAAUCCAUUCAAUUAUCAUGCCUGUACCACCUCUUUCAUAGAGCUCUACAGUUAUUCCCACUCUCCUGCUCUUUCCCCAGGAGAAUAUUUUCUUUUCAAGUACAUAUCCAAUUAUUUUUGGAUGUUGCCAAUUAAUCUGCUUUCACCAUUCUUACACGCAGUGAAUUCCAGAUCAUAACAAUUUCUGCAUGCAAAUAAAUUCUCAUUUCCCUUCCGGUUCUUCUAUUAUCUUACAUUUGUGUCCUUUGAUUACAUACACAUGUGCCAGUUUCUUCUUCUUUACCCUAUCAAAAUCUUUAAGCAUUUUGAAAAUUUCUAUUGAAUUUCCCUCUAUCUGUUUUAAACAGAACAAUUCCACCUCCUGUAUUCUAUCCACAUAAUUUAAAUAUAACAUUCCAAGUACCAUUCUAGUAAACCUCCUGUGCCCCUUAUUUAAGGCCCUGGCAUUCUUUAUAAAAUAUGAUCCUCUGAACAGUAGAGUGGUCAAGCUGAGGUCUGUAAUUACAACAAGAUUUAUAUAACUUUUUUUUUGGUCUAUUCCUUUAUUUAUAAUGCAAAGGAUCUUUCAUGCCUUUUUACAGCUUUCUUAACUGUCCUGCAACAUUCAAAACUUUAUUGACUGUUCUUGCACACUUUUAAAAUUGUACGUUGUUUAUAUUGCCCAUUCUUUAUCCUUUCUACCAAAGUGCACCACUUCACACUUAAAGUGAACAUGAUAAUAGUUGGAUGAGUUAUGAGUGAAUUCAGGGCUGUAGAAUGAGGUUCAACUUAAAAGUAUUGUUAAGAAUGGUGAUUGCAGUUAAUGGAUAAUUUUCAUGUAGGAUUUAAUGUAAUUGCAGAGAAUUGUCACCAUGUUAAUGGGAUGGUAUUUUUGUUCUUAGGCAAUUGUUAUUUUGUAAUGUUACACUUGGAUAAUGUGAACCAUUAUUAAGAUUUUUUUUCAGACCUAUGUGACAACUUGCAGAUAUUCAAAAGGAUUGCUGAAUACAUCUCUACAGUUAAUAAAUGACAAUUAAUUGAAUGAUGACAGACUUAAAGUUUGAAACACUUCCUCAAAGUAGAAUUUCCUGUAUAUAUUUUUAAACUCAUUAACAACUACUAUCACUAUGUAAAAGUACACUUCAAAUUCCAUCCAUUACAGGUCCACUAUUUAUUUGGAUUGUUAUGUGGAGCUAAAAGAGAAUAUCUUCUAUUCAGGAAACAGUUUAUUGGCCAUAGUUUAUUAGAACACAAAAUGUUCUUUAGUGUCCUACACAAUUGACAGAUCAUAGACUCCAAGGCACUCACUGACUAAUAACAUGUAAAUAUUGCAGACCACACAGCUAUUCAAUCACUAUCCAAUGUAUGCAAAAUCCUGGCCAAUAUGUCAAUGGUAAUAACGCAAAAUUGUCAGUGUUCAGUGGCAUUUCUCCACUGAAACUUUUAAAAAUGUUUCAUGAAACAUGAGCAUUGCUGGCAAGACCACAUUUGUUGCCCAUCCCAAACUGCCCUUAAGAUGGCAGUGACCCACCUUAAACCAUGUGAUAUAUAUGCAUUGAUGGUACUGAGGGAAGUAAGUUCCAGGCUUCUGAAUCAGCAGCAAUGAAGGAACAGCAAUAUAUUUCCAAGUCACCAUUGCGUGGAGCUUGCAGGUGGUGAUGUUUCCAUCAUAAGAUAGAUUCUGAAAGAAUUAAAUCCAGCAGCUUCUGUCUCCAGAAAAAUAUGAAAACAUCUCUCAACACCUUUAAAUCACCAUGUCAGUGAAGCGUGAAGGCAGGCCAAAUUCAGCCUGGAUCCACAAGAGUCAUCCACCUGCAAGAACUGUAUAAAUUUAAUCUGCACUCUCCUUCAAAAUAUUACAUAAUGUAUUCAUCCCAAUCUGCAACUACUGGUGUGUGUGUGUAAAUUUAGAAUGUGUGUUUGUAAGCUUAAAUUGGUUUAUUAUUUUUAUUUAGACUGGAUUAAGCACAAUCAAUAGAAUCCUUUCUCCUUUUUAAGUGAUUUUCGGAAAA
This is a messenger RNA of Rhincodon typus (whale shark), 8335 nucleotides long. It is a transcript of the gene ica1, whose product is annotated as islet cell autoantigen 1. NCBI's taxonomy places the organism in Eukaryota, Metazoa, Chordata, Chondrichthyes, Orectolobiformes, Rhincodontidae. Gene Ontology annotation, molecular function: protein domain specific binding. Gene Ontology annotation, cellular component: Golgi apparatus. The record is from RefSeq and is a predicted model, not a curated record. The coding region runs from base 244 to 1824 and encodes 526 amino acids. Gene Ontology annotation, biological process: regulation of transport. The transcript has 15 exons.